AUGUUCAUGAGAAGUUAAAUAAAGAUUUAUUAGAUUCAAAAGGAAUACAAGAUUCUCUAAAAGAAAUACAACGUGAUGUAGAAAAAUUUUCGAAUUUGCAACAAUCAGCAAAAUAUUAUGAAUUAGCUGAUGAAAUAGAUGAAUUGG
Molecule: messenger RNA, 147 nt
Organism: Dentiscutata erythropus
Lineage: Eukaryota; Fungi; Glomeromycota; Glomeromycetes; Diversisporales; Gigasporaceae
Source: the annotation of a GenBank genome assembly